GGAAGAAUCAUACGAACCUAAGCCACAGACACACACCCACUCAUCUGACUUCUCCAAGUGACUGAUUUAGACUUCAUGUUAGACAGGAAUAAGACUGAUUAGUCUCCUAAGGUCAGUCCACCAUUCACAAAUGCCACAAUCUGCACAGCAAUACAUCUUAAAUGCAAACAUACAGUUUAAAGGCAAGGAAAUCUGAACAUAGUGAAAGGGUGGAUAGGAAAACGACGGAAAGUCCAGCUGAAGAAUCAUGGAGGAGGACAUCAGGAGAAAAGGAAUGCUUUACCUUCACCAGCAACGCUUUGGCAAGAGAUGGAGGAAGGUGUGGUGUGUGGUGGUGGCAGAAGGCAGGCGCAAUGUGGCACGGUUGGAGCUGUAUGAGCACAAAUAUAUGUCCUUCAAGGAGGGCUCCAGCAAGCGCAAACCUGAUUACAAAUGGGUGAUCAUACUGAGAGAAUGCAUCCGGAUAUCAGAAAACGACAUGGCUGACCGCCCUAAAGACUGCACCACCUUUCUUCUGGAAACCUCAGAGAAACUUUAUGUGUUUGCUGCUCACCAUUCAGAGGUGAAAGGCUGGAUCAUGAGCCUGUGUGAGCAGGCGUUCCCUGACACACAGUCUGAACAAAAAUUACGAAGACAGAGUAGCACCUACUCUGAGUCUGCGAGCAGUUACAGGGAGAUGCAAGAAAACACUCUCUAUGAGACAGCAGACAGCAUUCGAGAUUUUCUGGUUAUAGCAGUGGGAACAGAGGCUGCACUUCGGUGUAAUCUGUAUGGGGAAUAUAUCCUUACUCCACAGCCUGAUUGCUUACUGCUGAAGCACUAUAAAACUAAGGAGGUGCUUUUCAAAUGGCCAUAUUGCUACGUUAGAAAGUUUGGACAAGACACGCUGUCUUUCUCCUUUGAGGCGGGCCGCAGAUGUGAUUCUGGGGAGGGGAAUUUCGAGUUUGCAACUCAUCAAGGUGAAAGGCUGUUCAAUGUUGUCAGUGCAGCCAUUCAUAAUCUACCCAGAUCCUCCACAGCACAUCAAAGCAGCAUUGACCAUGUAGACCAAAGUAUAGUCCAAGAAACUGCAACCACAGAUGAAAUCUAUGAUGACACCACAGUCGCCCUAAGUCUCAAACAAUCUGACUGUUUACCUGACAGCAAUCUGCAGAGUGCGGUUCAGAAACAGCAUCCACCAAUGCUCAACCCCGCUUUGAGGAGCUUUUCUUUGAAUGCAAUAGAUCCACAAAACAAAAGUCAAGUGACAAGCAUAAAUUCUUACCUUGAGAAUCAGGAACCAGUGUACGCCACAGUGUCAAAAGCUACUUCCCCUACAGACCCUAAAAUGCACUGGCAAAACUUAAGAAAAGAUCUCCAUGAUUCUGCAUCUUUUCGAGACUCUUUCAAAGCCGACUCUGUCAUAUCACAGUCAUCUGCUCUUGCGGUCCCCCAUGAAGAAACAGUGACUGAAGAUCCGACUGACUUGUUGGGUGAUUCCAUCCACCAAUUAGCAAUUGAUGAUGCAUUAAAAAACAUCAGUGCAGAAGCAAUUUACGCAGAGCCACAGGACUACCAAUUCAAAGCUGAGUGGGAUGUCAGCGCUGUUUAUGAUGAACCAAAGGAGGUCAUCAUGGCCAAUCAAAGAUCUCAUGAUGGGGCAGAUCACAUAGCUGAACAUUACUUUUUCUACAGUCCUGACAUUGCCUCUUCACAGGCCAUGGCUUCCCAAUCCAAUCCCAAUCAAAGCUCGGCUGAGACAUUUUCAACUUAUGACAAUUUUAAGUUAAAGGGGAGGCGAAUAUAACAUGGUGUGAUAAUUUCCUUAAAAUCAAAUCUAAGGGGGGAAUACGCUACUAAUGAUUUGAUUGAUAAUUGAUAAUUGAAUUGAUAGCAUGGUUUAUUCUUUCUGGUCUCAUAGAAUCAUGUUACUGUAUAUGAUUUUUACAUUGCUAGUUGUUUUAUGUAUCUCAGUAGUUUCCUGGUGAAAUAAACACUAGAGGUGCUACAACAAUGACUUUUAUUCCCUUUCACACAAAUCACAAGUUAACGGCAAAAUAUCAGUUCAUAAACUUACUUUUUGACCUGUUCCUCACACAAUGCUGUCUUAUGACAUCUAAGCACUUUUAAUAUAGCGCUUGACUUGUAAAGCUAUACAUUUAAACACUUGCAUUACAUAAACAACUACUUUUAAAAGGUUAUUAAAUUGUGCAGUAGCUAAACAAUAAAGCAUUUUGAGCAUUAACCUUAAAAACCUUAUCUCUUUGGGAAUUUUUCUUUACUCCCUUUUAGUGCCACACAGUGGACAUUUCACCUUGAAACUGCUGGGAUACAUGUAAUGAACCAUCUAAUAUAAUUUUGUAAAAAUGUUGCCACGGUCACUUCAUUUUCAUGAGAUCAUGCUGUGUUUAUGAGCAUGCGCUGUCUGUACUAUUUUAACAGCCAUAUUUUUAUUUUUUUUAAAGGAAUUAUGCAAUUCAGGUAAAGGUGCAAAAACAGCCAAAACCUGCAGUGCAGUCACCUGAAUUAGCUCAAAACUGUGCUCAACUACAGCACACAUCUGAAUAAUUGCUGGUUAUAGCAAUCAUUUAAUCAUCAUUUGAUAAAUUACUGCUGCCAUGAUCGUUAAAAAAUAUGCACAUUCAAAUGUCCCUUUUAAAAGAAUUCUGUUUUCCAGCGCAAUUCUAGUGUAUAGUUAAUUGCGCCAGGAACUUUAAAUGUAAUUUAAUUUAAAUACACCGCUAUAUUUCAGCACAUUUAGCACCUGUUUAAACUGGAUUGUGAGUGGUUAGAAAAUAAGAUUUUCUUUUUUUGCACUAAAAUAUUGCACACUAAAGUGACGCAAAUGUUUAGUGAAUUCGCCCCUGAUCCUCUUUGCUUGAUCCUCUUCUGUCAUUUCAUCUAUCCUGCCUUUCCCUUCAACGGCUCUUCCUGGAAAUCUAUGAUUGCUAACCUGAGAAAUUUGGAAGAAAUCUGCUUGUCUGAGUUAGUGGUACACACAUUGGUGGCAGUUCAGACUGAAGGGGGCUUUUUCAGUUCAGACUGAUUUAAUUGACAGUGCGAGGGGACCUGCGGCUUGAAGCUGAUUGGGAUCCCGACCUGCCUGAGAAUGAAGAAGUCACAGCGCCCCAUUCAUCUAGUGCUGUCUGUCAUUCUCUUUGUAGAGAUAGAUGCCUGCUGUACCUGACCAGUGCGCAAUGGUGUGGGAUGGAGUGCCUUAAUUUAAUACAUUUUACACUCAAAAAGUGUGUUUUCAUUUAAUCAGAGGACAAUUAUUAUAAGUAGGCUGAUUGUAAGAGUAAAAGUGGUAAUCAUGUUUUACUAAAUGAUGUAUUGCAAUUGAAAUAACAUGUUAUUGAGAGCCAAUCACCUUCUCCAAUGAUAUCUAAGCCAUAAAGAGAUCAUACCAAGGGUUCAAGGUUUGGCUGGCUAGCAAGACCUGUUAGUCCCUGCUGGUAAAUACUGUAACUGCAGCAUUAUACUGCCAAAAAAGCCUGUUUUUCCUUUACAAGCAUCAUAUUAAUUUCAUUUUUAUUGUAGUAGAUGUUAUGCCAGUAUUCAAUAAAUAAUAAUCAAAAUAAUUAUAAAUACACAGUAAUAUAAUAAUAUAGAUAAUUCAAAGACAUACUGUAUAUUGUGGCAGAUGAGUAAAGCAUUGAUUAGACAAUACAAAAAUAAGUCAAUAUAUUGUUUGUUUUAUUACCAUAUCAUCGAACAUGAGCCAAACACUGGCCUCCAGUCCACAGCAAUCCAUUUAGCAAUUUUGGUUGUCAAAUUGUCCGAGGUAGACUUGAACUGUUUUCAUACACAGGAAGUGUUCUUGUGUUCCACAUGAGCUAUUUUUGCAUGUCUGUUCACAUUCGUCAGAUGGACACUUUUGGAUUGUCUCACUUUUUGUUAGGUCGUAAAUGCCACGUUUUAGGACAUUGUGCCAAGUUAAUUGUAAUUUGAAACUUUGAAAAACAUUUCUCGAGACCCCAGCAUUCUGCUCCGUUCAGCAUUGCCUGCACAGCUGGAGUUGCACUGAGUGCCCUCUGCUGACUACAACUCACAAAAAACAUGAAUGUGGGACUUGAAGCUUGAAUUUGAAAAUUCCUUAUUACAGAAUUUAUCUACGGUCAGCGUGCAGGUUGUUUACUUCCAGGGGUUAAUGCGCCAGCCAAGCAACUGCCAUUAAGAUGAAUGUGAAAGCUAAUGGAUAGCUUUCUCCAGGUAUAAUAGACCAAACAGAGCAAGACAGUGCAGAUCCACAUUAAAUAGUGGCAGAGGACAUCAAGGACAAAUCAACUCAGACUUUUAGUGGCACUGAGCAAAGAGAACUCACAUAGACAUAAUACAAAUCAAGCAGCCACACAUAGAACUAAUAUUUCUGCUUAUUCAUAAUAAAAAGCAUACAAAAAGAAUAAUUCCUUAACUUUUAGUGUGUACUUUAAUUCCACCUUUUAGUGUGUACUUUGAUUGACUGACACUAGGGGUCAAUCUCUCUCUCCCAACUCAUAUUGACUGCAAGAUGUUAGUGUGUGUUUUUCUGAAUGCAGUAAACUGUUUUGCAGAUCUAAAAUAUGAAAUGAUCAAUUUGAUAUGAGUCUCUUGAAAACCAGUGAGUUUCCGUGGCUCUGAUUUGAUUUUGCAUCUGAAAACAACUCCACUUGAAUUCUGAUAUACAGUUUUUCUGUGAAGGUUGGAUCAGGCAAAAACACAGUUGCAUAACUGUGAGAAGACACCAUAUGUUUAGUAUGCACCCGUGUAAUCCCCACAAAAUGCAUGGUAAAAGGCCAAAAAACAUUUGUCAUAUAUUAUUUUCCAUCUGCCUCUAAAUAAUAACAGUAUUUCCUGCAUACUCCUUAAAUACGUACUUGAAUUGUCUUGUGUACCCUGAUUAAAAUUCCAAGAGAAAAUGAAUAAACAGAAUUUGGCCCCAAGAGGUUUUAAAUGUUUUAGUGAAUUUAGCAAUUUGAAGAAAAAAAAAAAAAAUGUAAAUGUCUUAUUUGAUGAACAUAUUCACUGUUUUGUUCUAUUCAGUGCUGUUUUGUCAUUUUUUACAGAUGCAUAGAAAUACAAUGCUUAAAAGCCUUUUUUCACCCCACACACUACAAUAUAAUAAGUGGUAGUAAUGGGAUAACUAGAUAAUGAAAUUGACACCAGCUCUAUUAAGAACCUAGAAUCUUGACAUAUUGUGGAGCAAGCACUUUAAUGCUUUACGCACCCUCUUCAUACUCUCCCCGUCUACUAGUGACAAAUGUGGCACGUCCUGCGUACCUCAGGGUCUGUCAGUACAGUUCACCAUGUGCUUUCACACUGAACACUCAUCUCCAGUUUAAAGUCUCCCACAAAUGUCUCCCAUACUGCUUCAACUGUGGCCAUAAUUACAAGUCAGAUCUAUGGAAGCUCAUCCACCCCUGUCAUCCAACAGCUUCAGAGGCAUCUCACUAAUAAAACCAGCUGGAGAAUUAAUGAGCCUUUACUUUCUCUCCCCGGUUGUUGGUGUCACACUGUGGCUUUCACAGUGCUUACUAAAAGCAUGUAUAACCCCCAUCCUCAUCCAAGUUUUCACUGGGAAAGUGCUAAGGCAUCCAUAAAAGGGUAAGGUCUAUUCUGU
Molecule: messenger RNA, 5578 nt
Organism: Myxocyprinus asiaticus (Chinese sucker)
Lineage: Eukaryota; Metazoa; Chordata; Actinopteri; Cypriniformes; Catostomidae
Product: docking protein 1-like
Exons: 5
Coding region: 248-1786 (512 amino acids)
Biological process (GO): positive regulation of MAPK cascade; cell surface receptor protein tyrosine kinase signaling pathway
Cellular component (GO): cytoplasm
Source: RefSeq, a predicted model, not a curated record